AAGCGUACACACCUUUUUGUAAGCAAGCAUAACCAUCCCCAUCUUCCUCGCCUAGGGUUUACGCACCUGUAAAUUCACCAUCACACAAUAAUGGCGGAUGAUGAUGACGAAUCAUCGGCGACGAUUCUGGACCUAACGAGCUGUCAACUCCGUGAUUUGAGCUCAAUUGAGCUUCCAAUUACUCUGACGGAGCUUGAUUUGACGUGUAAUCGUCUCAAAACAUUGGAUCCUCGAAUCGGCGAUCUCGAGAAUCUCAAGAAGCUAUCUUUCCGACAGAACCUUCUGGAUGAUUCUGGAAUCGAACCUAUUUCUCAUUGGAAUCACAUUUCAGGGCUCCAAGAACUGGUGCUCAGGGAUAAUCAGCUAAAGAAACUCCCUGAUGUUAGCAUAUUUAAAAGUCUUUUGGUUUUCGAUGUUUCUUUCAAUGAGAUUACUUCGCUAAAUGGACUGUCAAAAUUUGCUAGUACCCUUAAGGAACUUUAUGUGUCAAAGAACGAAGUUCCUAAAAUUGAGGAGAUUGAACAUUUCCAUGACUUGCAACUUCUUGAACUUGGAUCCAACAGAUUACGGGUUAUGGAGAAUUUGCAAAAUCUAACACAAUUGCGGGAGUUGUGGCUGGGUAGGAACCGUAUUAAAACCAUCAACUUAUGUGGGCUGAAAUGCAUCAAAAAGCUUAGCCUGCAGAGCAAUAGAUUAACUUCUAUGACAGGAUUGGAGGGAUGUGUUGCUUUAGAAGAAUUGUAUCUGAGCCACAAUGGUAUUUCACAAAUGGAAGGGCUUUCAACCUUGCUAAACCUACGGGUCUUGGAUGUUUCUUCUAAUAAACUUGCCACAAUCAACGAUAUUGAGAACUUAAGCCUUUUAGAAGACUUGUGGCUUAAUGACAACCAGAUAUCAUCUUUAGAAGGUAUUGAAGGUGCAGUUGCUGGUUCUAGAGAGAAGCUAACAACCAUCUACCUUGAGCAUAAUCCAUGUGCAAACUCCCAAGAGUAUAUCAACACGGUGAGAAAGAUGUUCCCAAACAUUCAGCAGAUUGAUUCAUCAAUGUUUGCCUAGAAAGUUGAUCGCUUAUGGUUAGCAAAAGCAAAAGAAACACGAUCGCAUGUCCUCUUUCUUGCCCACAAUCAACAAUCAAUUCAUAAUCUCUCUUUUGUAUGACAAAUUGAGAUCAAUAUUGUAAUAUGGAAUCAAUGUAGUGCUAAGUUGAGAAUAUUCUUUUUUGUUGUUUUAACACAGGAUUCCAUUGUAAACUUUAAAAUAAGAAUAGAGCUGGUUAUACUGUGGUA
Messenger RNA from Daucus carota subsp. sativus, 1286 nucleotides. RefSeq names its product protein phosphatase 1 regulatory inhibitor subunit PPP1R7 homolog. The coding region runs from base 91 to 1056 and encodes 321 amino acids. Gene Ontology annotation, molecular function: protein binding. Lineage: Eukaryota; Viridiplantae; Streptophyta; Magnoliopsida; Apiales; Apiaceae. The transcript is spliced from 6 exons. Gene Ontology annotation, cellular component: cytoplasm. The record is from RefSeq and is a predicted model, not a curated record.